CCCGCCCCACUGCCUGUGUCGACACAUUCCUUUCACUGCGGGACUUGGCUCCUGGGACCAGGGUCUCUCACGCUCAUGCUUAAAACCUUGUCCUUCCCCCUGCCUACAGCUAGUUCCCAACGGGCAGACACUAACCAAGAUCUCUGUUGAGCCCAGCCCAAGCAGACGCUAUGUCGGACACAGAAGAAGUCGUGGAGGAGUAUGAAGAGGAGCAGGAAGAAGAGGCUGAGGAAGAGGAAGAUUGGAUAGAGGAAGAGGACGGACAAGAGCCAGCUGCUGAAGAGGAAGAGGCUGAGCCAGAGGUUGAAGCGUGCAAGUAGAAGGUACAGCAGUGGGAUGGGGGAGAAGAAGAAGAAGUUAAAGAAGUGGAAGAUGGCCCAGUGGAGGAAUCUAAACCCAAACCCAAGCUAUUCAUGCCCAACUUGAUACCACCAAAGAUCCCUGAUGGGGAGAGAGUGGAUUUUGAUGACAUCCACCGGAAGCGCAUGGAGAAGGAUCUGAAUGAACUGCAGACGCUGAUCGAGGCUCACUUUGAGAAUCGAAAGAAGGAAGAGGAGGAGCUCAUCUCCCUGAAGGAUAGGAUUGAGAAUCGGAGGGCUGAGCGAGCAGAACAGCAGCGCAUCCGGAAUGAACGGGAGAAGGAGCGUCAGAACCGGUUGGCUGAAGAAAAAGCCCGACGUGAAGAGGAAGAGAACAGGAGGAAGGCUGAAGACGAUGCUCGGAAAAAGAAAGCUCUCUCCAAUAUGAUGCACUUUGGUGGUUACAUUCAGAAGCAAGCUCAGACAGAGCGAAAGAGUGGGAAAAGGCAGACAGAAAGGGAGAAGAAAAAGAAGAUCUUGGCAGAGAGGAGGAAGGUGCUGGCUAUUGACCACCUGAAUGAAGAUCAGCUGAGGGAGAAGGCUAAAGAUCUAUGGCAAACGAUCUACAAUCUGGAGGCAGAGAAGUUUGAUCUGCAGGAGAGGUUCAAGCAACAGAAAUAUGAAAUUAAUGUUCUCCGAAACAGGAUCAAUGAUAACCAGAAGGUCUCCAAGACCCGAGGAAAGGCCAAAGUCACUGGUCGGUGGAAAUAGAAAAGGGUCAGGGCACUGCCUUGACAUGGAGGUUCUGAAGGCCCUCAGAGCCCCAGGCUUCUUCACUGAUGAAUCUGCUAGAUGUUUCUCCACUCCUCUGUGGUGUCAUAACCCCACUUUGUCCCCGGUUCCUUUGGUCGACUCUGGAGACCAGAGAGAGCUUUGAACUUGGAUGCACAGAGCUAGCCCAAGUGGGUGGCUAUUUCCCCCUUCCCCAGAUACACACACACAUAGUGCCUCUAAUAAAAGUCAACACAGACUAAACAGCA
Molecule: messenger RNA, 1339 nt
Organism: Phascolarctos cinereus (koala)
Lineage: Eukaryota; Metazoa; Chordata; Mammalia; Diprotodontia; Phascolarctidae
Source: RefSeq, a predicted model, not a curated record